UCUUGUCAGCCCGCCAUGAAGAUCCUGCUCACUACCGUCCUGUGCCUGUGCCUGGCCUCGGUGUGGGCCGACUCACGGCAACCAUUUUGUGCAGACGUCCCGGACCGCUGUCUGGGUCUGGAGAUGGAUGCCGUGGCGGUCAGCGAGGAGGGCAUGCCUUUCUUCUUUAAAGGCUACUUCCUGUUCAAGGGUUUUCACGGCAAAGCGGAGCUGCUCAACGGCUCUUUCCCUGAGCUGUACGACCACGAUCAUCCUCUGGACCAUAUCGAUGCCGCUUUCCGGAUGCACUUCGAGAACGCCUCAGACCAUGACCACAUCUUUUUCUUCGUGAACGACAAGGUGUUCGCCUACUACAAGCACAAGUUGGAGGAGGGUUUCCCGAAGCCCAUCUCCGAAGUCUUCCCAGGCAUCCCAGACCACCUGGAUGCCGCCGUUGUUUGUCCCAAGCCAGACUGUGAAGAGAACGAGGUCAUCUUCUUCAAGGAACACGAAAUCUACCACUACCAUGUGGACAACAAGGCCGUGGAACACAGGGAGUUCAAGACCAUGGUCAACUGCACGUCCGCCUUCCGCUACAUGGAGCACUACUAUUGCUUCCAGGGACAUCAGUUCUCCAAGUUUGAUCCCAAGACCGGCGAGGUCCAUGGCAGAUACCCUAAGGAGGCCCGCGACUUCUUCAUGAGGUGCUCUAACUACAGCGAGGAAACCGACGACGUGGAGCGAGAGAGAUGCAGCCACGUUCACCUGGAUGCCAUCACCUCAGACGACGAAGGCAACUUGUAUGCUUUCAGAGGUCAUCAUUUCCUGCAGAGAGACGGCAACAACGACACGGUGAAGGCCAACUCCAUUGAGAGCUCCUUCAAGGAACUUCACAGCGAGGUGGAUGCCGUCUUCUCCUACGAGGACCACCUCUACAUGAUGAAGGACAACCAACUGUAUCUGUACAAGGUCAGCGAGCCGCACACUCUUUUGGACGGUUACCCCAAAACCGUGAAGGAGGUCCUGGGUCUGGAGGGUCCAAUUGACGCCGCCUUUGUCUGUCAUAAUGAGCACUUCGCUCACGUCAUCAAAGGUGAUCACAUCUACGAUGUGGAUCUGAAGGCAUCACCUCCUGUGGCCAACAACGAGCGUCCAUUGUCUUUGAUCAAAAAGGUGGACGCUGCCAUGUGUGACCCUCAUGGAGUACGUGUGAUAGUAGGAAACCACUUCUACCACUUCGAUAGCAUCAAGCUCUUCGUGGAAGGCCGUUCCAUCCCAGAGCAGAACCGAGUGUCCAUGGACCUCUUUGGCUGUGACCACUGAAGGCCGGAACGCCACCACCUGGACUACCACCUUCUGACAAGCGUGUCUGAUGAGCUCAGAGGGAGUCAGCACCCGCUAGUGGAUAAUUAUGUACAAUGCUGUUGUCAAUAAAGUUAAGC
Messenger RNA from Phycodurus eques (leafy seadragon), 1421 nucleotides. RefSeq names its product hemopexin a (gene hpxa). The transcript is spliced from 8 exons. NCBI's taxonomy places the organism in Eukaryota, Metazoa, Chordata, Actinopteri, Syngnathiformes, Syngnathidae. The record is from RefSeq and is a predicted model, not a curated record. The coding region runs from base 16 to 1302 and encodes 428 amino acids.